AUGGUUCGCUCUCGUGUUCUCUCGUUCAUGUCGGCAUUGGGCGCCCCGUCCCGAAAUCAAAACUCAGCGCAGCAUAACCGGGCAGCAUCGAGUUCCGCUACAUUAAAUAAAGCUCCGUCGAGAUAUGAGACACCAUCCCCAGACACAGAGUCGCCCAUAUUAGAAUUCUCGCCGACAGGAACAGCCAGAGCAGAACCACAUGGACAACGGCCAGAAUCGACGACCUUCUCCCACGAUCCCCCGUUCAUGAAAGUAGCGGAAGAUACCCCUGCAGAAUUGCAACCCAUCUUCACUUUCUUGAACAGCCAUACGAACAAGCUCUACCAUGAAGGUUAUUUCUUGAAGCUAAAUGAUUUGGAUACACAUGGCCGACCUUGUACUGAUCGACAGUGGGUAGAAUGCUAUGCGCAACUUGUUGGAACUGUUCUUUCCCUAUGGGAUGCCAAUGCGCUGGACGCAGCUGGUGGGGAUGCAGAUGUUCCACCAACAUUCAUCAAUUUGGCUGAUGCCUCGAUAAGGAUGAUUGAAACAUUGCCCACGAGGAAUCAGGGUAUGCAACCGCUGAAGAAUAUCUUGAGUGUUUCUUCGGCUGGUCAAAAUCGCUACCUUCUACACUUUAAUUCAUUCCACUCGCUGACACAAUGGACGGCGGCAAUCCGGCUGGCCAUGUUCGAACAUACCUCUUUGUACGAGGCGUACACAGGCUCGAUCAUUGCUGGGAAAGGAAAGAACCUGAACAACAUAAAAGCUAUCCUGGAGCGUUGUCGGUUCAAACAGGAAGACUGGGCCCGUGUGAGAUUCGGAGCAGGUACACCGUGGAGACGGUGCUGGUUCGUCAUCUCACCCCCCGAUGAGAAGGAAGUCCAAAAGCUGCAAAAGACCAUGAAGAAGAAGUCGGCCUAUGACCGGGCGCCUCGUCUACUCACAGGAAACAUCAAGUUUUACGAGACUAAGAAAACCAAGAAGACGAAGCCUAUCGCAACCAUCACCAAUGCUUACUCGGCUUACGCGAUUUACCCCCAGUCAAAGGCUCUCAUCGAUCAGUCUACCUUGAUCAAGAUUGAAGGCCAGGUUACAGUUCACUCGCGGCCAGAAUCGACCUCGGAAGGGUUCGUCUUUGUUAUGCCCGAGGUUCAUCCAGCCGUUUCUGGUUUCGAGAUGAUGCUCCGAUUCCUUAUCCCUACUUUUGAUGUUUUCAACCUCUAUGGGCGACCAACGCGCCUCCUCGCGGCAACCAACCACAUCAAGAGCAUAAUGUUUGCAUUUCCAAAGAGGCGAAGAUAUGGAUAUCUGGAUGUCAUGGACAUUGUCAGUCUGAUGCAAACCCCUGGCAGCCACACCUGGAACGAGGCCGAAUGGAGGAAGCAGCUCAAGGAGGCCACUAUGCGCCGAAUGUCAACCGCUAGUAGCCGAACCAGCAGCGUUUCUAGCAAACCUCGUUUCAGGUCUAGCCUUCCUAACCGCUACAGCGCAGUGCGUGGUGGUCCUGCUCAGCGUUAUGCUGCCGCUGAGAACCGAUCCGAUUCCAACCAGUCCCUGGAUGAUACCAUCCCUGAGGCCAGAGGGGACGAGGCUGCGGCUUCUAUUCCCUACUCUCGCGGAUCGGAUGAAACUGGUGGAUUAUCCGCUCACGACCUACAGACGCAAGAAAGAGAGCGUGCGGAAGCGACUGGCAGCAGUUCUGAUACUGUCUGGAAGCAGCAUGAGGAUACAUCUCUGGAACCGGUGGAUGAGCACCUUAGAGGUCGUUCACCUUCGCCUGUUGUCAGUCCACCUGCAUUCACACAUGCGCCGGGAGAAAUGCCGGCAGUCAGACCUCAGCCUUCGUCGGAUCUCAGAAAUGCCAACAACAGAAUGUCCAACGCUACCCUUUCACAGCUUGUCGCAGCAGGGCGGAUAAACCUCAAUGACCAAAACUCCAAGGACUCUUAUUCUUCGGAAUCCCCGAAAUUGGAGACCAUCGCUGACCACCAGAAUGUCACCAAUGAAGGUCCUGCACCUCCCGUGCAUGACAACCGGGCUAGCGUGAUCAGCACCAUUGGCCCUCUGAACGGGGACCGUCUAAGUCUUGACACCACCAAAGCCGUGAAACGGAAGCCUGCCCCUGUGCUCAUCAAUAGACAAACCGGCGCUGCCACUCCUGUGGGUGAGCCAAGCUACGAUGACCUGCGCCACACUGUUGAUGAAGAUGUCCUCAAUCAAAUCGGUUCUCAAGAGGCGCUCUCCUACUCUCCUGGUAAGCACAGACAGCAGGAUGAAGAGAGCGUUUAUGACGAUGUGUCCACUACAUCGCCCGACUACGCGAGCACCCACGGUUCUAUCUACAGCAAACCAUCUGUCAAGUCAGUUACUAAGCCAAGAAUGGGUGUCAAGAAAACUGUUGGAACAGCACCGCCCCCCAAGGAAAUGGUCAUCGGCGACGCUCAUUACACCCUUGACCAGCAGACGCCUCAACAAAACCCAGAUAUUCCCGCUGUAGACUUCGGACCUACCUUGACUUACCUGCCUACUACUGGACGACCCAACACUUCGGAAACCUUGAAGAACCCUGGACACCAGAGGACGGACUCCAAUGCAACGGAGCGACAGCGGUUUUCUGUUCCAACCCACCCUAUGGACCGCCCUCACUCAAGAUCCCCGAGCCAGGAUGAAUACCGACGAAGCAUGAGAUGGCAACCCGGGAUGGCUGCUGGACGACCCACCACUCCUGGAGGUCUCACCCCAGACCAGUACGUGCAGCAGCGGGCUGCGCCCAGUCCAUCAAAUUAUGUUCACCACCGAGCUUCUUCUACCACCCCGCCACCACAAAGACCACUGUCCGGUGACUGGAUGGCUCACUCUCGGUCGAACUCAAACAUGCCUGGCAGCAGAGAUGCCCAGCCCCGACCCCAUUCCCGCGGUGCCAACAGCAUGAUGAGCUUCAACGACGUCUCCUCCCACCUUUCCGCCCGGGAACAGGAGCAUGUUGCUCGCAUGACCGGCUCAUCGUUCUUCAAUCUCUCCAGUGAUACGUCCAAGCAGCAAGCCCCAGUAAACCCUAUGGGCCUUGUCGGUGCGAUCGAUGCUCGAGAGCGUGAGAAGAAGGGAAUCAAGGAUGGCAUGUCAAACCAAAUGGUGCAGCAUGCGAUUGCCCAGCGCCAGUACCACCAGCAGCAACAGCCCACUCCAGCAUACGGCGCUCAGAAUGGUGGUUACAGCAGCGUUUACAACAUGCCUGCUGGAAACCAAGCCUGGGAUGGUCUCAAUCAACCAUACCGUGCUGAUGAGCCCCGACGCAAGUCCUGGUAUGGACAAUUCCAGGCACAGCCGCAAACCCCCUCCGGUUACCAGCAGAACCAAUACUUCAGCCAGCACCCCGGCUAUGUUGGCAACGUCAACACGAUGCAUUCCUAA
This is a messenger RNA of Aspergillus wentii DTO 134E9, 3393 nucleotides long. Its product is annotated as PH domain protein. The transcript is spliced from 4 exons. NCBI's taxonomy places the organism in Eukaryota, Fungi, Ascomycota, Eurotiomycetes, Eurotiales, Aspergillaceae. The record is from RefSeq and is a predicted model, not a curated record. The coding region runs from base 1 to 3393 and encodes 1130 amino acids.